This is a messenger RNA of Protomyces lactucae-debilis, 2332 nucleotides long. RefSeq names its product amino acid permease-domain-containing protein. Gene Ontology annotation, molecular function: amino acid transmembrane transporter activity. Lineage: Eukaryota; Fungi; Ascomycota; Taphrinomycetes; Taphrinales; Protomycetaceae. The transcript has 3 exons. The record is from RefSeq and is a predicted model, not a curated record. The coding region runs from base 231 to 2009 and encodes 592 amino acids. Gene Ontology annotation, cellular component: membrane. Gene Ontology annotation, biological process: amino acid transmembrane transport.
CUUCAGGCGGGAAUCCAAUCCGAGAUAGCGGAUGAUUGGUCGGGCGACACGCUGAACAAGGAUGAAACGCCGGCAGACUCAGGCUCAGCCCCCGGUAUUAGAUCAAAGUUGUCGCACACGAGACUGCUACGAGCAAUCGCGCUUGUGCGAGGAGAUACACACUCCACUACUCUGGGGAACGCUCAGGUGAUUCAGCAGGGAGCAUUACUUAAAGUGCUCCGGACUCAUCUAUGCAGAAACAGACUCUCGCGGGUCUCCCUGCACAGGGCCUCGUUGAGAAGCGCAGUCUCUCACCCGGUGAGGAUGUCGAAAAAUACGGGCAUGGUCCGCUCCACGACACUGGCAAGGACCUGCCUCUCACAACACGUCUCGGUAUCAGCCCGGACUCUUUCAGGCGCGCCGACACUGUCAUGGUUCCAAAUGAUCCGAACGAUCCAUCAGCCGGAUACCAUGAGGAAGCGCCUACUCUUCGCCACGUCAUGAAGAACAGGCAUCUUCAAAUGAUUGCUGUCGGUGGUUCUAUCGGCACCGGUCUCUUUAUCGGUUCUGGCGGUGCUCUUGCUCGUGGAGGUCCUCUCGGAGUUCUGCUUGCUUGGGUCAUCAUGGGUAUUAUGCUUUUCUGUGUCGUACACGCUAUGGGUGAGCUCGCAGUCAUGUACCCGGUCGAGGGUGGCUUCUAUACAAUGGCAAAUCGUUUCUUGGAUCCUGCAUGGGGUUUCGCUAUGGGUUGGAACUACGUAUUCCAGUGGGUGAUCGUUUUGCCCUUGGAGUUGACUGCAGCGUCUCUUACAGUGCAGUACUGGGACACAGACGGUAGUAUCAGCAUUGCCGUCUGGAUUACGAUCUUUUGGGUGUUCAUUAUCUUGAUCAACGUGUUUGGCGCACUUGGUUUCGCCGAGGAAGAAUUCUGGGCUUCGGCGUGGAAGCUGCUCAUCGUCAUCAUGUUCAUCUUCAUUGCAAUCAUCAUGAACUGCGGCGGUGGCCCCUCCAGCGGUGCAUACUCGGAAUACGUUGGCGGGCGAUAUUGGCGCGAUCCAGGUCCCCUGGCCAAUGGCUUCAAGGGUGUCGCCUCAGUCUUCGUCACUGCAGCCUUCUCCUUUGCAGGUACAGAGCUCGUUGGUCUCGCUGCUGCAGAGUCGGCAAACCCUCGCAAGAACUUGCCAUCAGCCAUCAAGCAGGUCUUUUGGCGUAUCACGAUCUUCUACAUUCUCACACUUCUUCUCAUCGGCCUCUUGCUUCCUUACAACGAGCCUCGUCUUACUGGUGGAGCCAACUCGUACGAUGCGCGUGCCUCUCCCUUCGUCAUCGUCGUUGCCAAGGCAGGCAUCAAGGGAGUGGACCACCUGGUCAACGUCACUGUCAUGAUUUCUGUUCUCUCGAUCGCCAACGCUUGCGUCUACGGUGGUUCUCGCACUCUCUGCGCUCUUGCUCAGCAAGGAUUUGCUCCCAAGUUCUUUGCGUACAUUGACAAGUGCGGUCGUCCUCUUACUGCCACUGUCCUGUCACUCUUAUUCGGACCUCUGGCUUACGUCAACUUGGCUGCUCAGGGCGGUGAUGUCUUUGACUGGCUUCUUGCAGUCGCUGGUCUCUCGACUUUGUUCACUUGGGGCUCCAUCUGCCUUUGCCACAUCCGUUUCCGACAGGGUUGGCGCGCACAGGGUCACUCGGUCCGCGAGAUUCCUGUCCAAGCUGCUUGGGGAGAGUUUGGUUCUUACUUUGGUCUCUUCCUCGUCAUCUUUGUGCUUGCACUUCAACUUUACGUUGCUGUCUCGCCACUCGGAGGACCUGCUUCUGCAGAGGGCUUCUUCAAGGCAUACUUGGCUGCACCCGUCGUCAUUGUCUUCUACAUUAUCGGCUACUUCAUUUUCAAGACAAGGCCUGUUGGCGUGCUCCAGAUGGACCUCGACACUGGACGCAAGGUCUGGGACACUGUCGAGGAGAUUGAGGCUGACAAGGCAAUGGCCAAGCAGCAGCCAGCCUAUGUGCGCAUCUACAAGUUCUUCUGCUAGAUGCUUGCUUGUUUCUCAUAACCUCAUAGAGCAUCUAUCUAGUAUUACAAAGGUAUCUAUAUUGUGCUGUUGGCUGAUGUGCAGCGUGCUUGUACACUCACAUCCUGAUCUUCCCUAUAUUGGCUUCGUGCAUCCCAAGAGCAGAAUGCCUUAUUACGCUCAAAUACCUUCAGUGCAACCUUGACAUUGGCCACAAAGUCUUGAACAUCUUGUCCACGCGAAGCAGACCAUGAGUAGGGUGAUUGGGUGGAUCCAGGGAAGAAGAGUCCAAGAAGGUCUCUGGACACGGACAGGAUGCCAGGCCAAGCUUGACUGUUACCCUG